Molecule: messenger RNA, 1188 nt
Organism: Coffea eugenioides
Lineage: Eukaryota; Viridiplantae; Streptophyta; Magnoliopsida; Gentianales; Rubiaceae
Product: T-complex protein 1 subunit theta-like
Exons: 9
Coding region: 1-1188 (395 amino acids)
Biological process (GO): protein folding
Cellular component (GO): chaperonin-containing T-complex
Molecular function (GO): ATP-dependent protein folding chaperone; ATP binding
Source: RefSeq, a predicted model, not a curated record
AUGGUUAUUAUCAACCAUCUCGACAAGCUUUUCGCUGCCACCAUUGGCAACAAGCUCGGAGUUCUGCACCUUGCUGCUAAGAUCUUGGUUCUUGCUGGCAAGGCCCAACAAGAGGAAUUUGGUGUCGGUGCUAAGUUGUGCGUCUCUUUUGCCGGGGAGCUCCUCCAAAAUGCUGAGGACCUCAUCCGAAUGGGUCUGGACCCCAGCACUAUUUACGCCAUUAACAAGACAAUCCAAGUUCUAGAGGAAUUGGUUGAACCAGGUUUGGAUACUACUCAAGUUAUUUUUCGCAUGAAAGCUGCUGUUGCUAGCAAACAUUUUGGUCAAGAGGAUAUUUUAUGCCGUAUUGUUGCUCAGGCAUUCAUCCAAGUUUGCUCAAAGAACCCGGCGAACUUUAAUGUGGACAAUGUCAGAGUGGCAAAACUCUUGGGUGGUCGUCUGCGCGAUAGUAUAAUAAUCCGAGGUAUGGUAUUGAAAAAUGAUGCUGUGGGAAGUAUAAAGAGGAUGAAGAAGGCAAAGGUAAGCACUCCUGAGCAUGCUUCUGGUAGUUUGAGCAUUAAAACUUUGCAAUCAUUCCUGCAAGUUGCUAUGUUUGCUGGAGGUGUUGAUACAACCGCCACAGAAACAAAAGGAACUGUCUUAAUCCACAGAGCUCAACAGAUUGGAGCAGCUAAGGUUGGGGAACUCAUAAAAGCAAUUGCAGGAUCUGGUGCAAAGGUUAUUGUUAGUGGAGCAGCUAUUGGAGAGAUGGCACUACAUUUUUGUGAACGUUACAAGCUCAUGGUCCUAAAGAUUUGCUCCAAAUUUGAGCUUCAACGGUUUUGCCAUACCACUGGUGCUGUUGCUCUUUUGAAACUUAGUCCGCCAAAUCCAGAUGAUCUUGGAUAUGUUGAUUCCAUUUCAGUGGAUGAAAUUGGUGGUGUUAAGGUUACAAUUGUAAGAAAUGAAGAAGGUGGAAAUUCAGUAUCCACAGUUGUUCUGCAAGGCAGCACUGAUAGUAUAUUAGAUGAUCUUGAGAGAGCAGUUGAUGAUGGAGUUAAUACAUACAAGUUGGGAUCUAAUACACUUUGCUAUUUCCAUCUAUACCAGGCAAUGUGCAGGGAUAGUCAAAUAGUACCCUGUGCUGCAGCUACUGAGAUUGAAUUAGCCAGAAGACUAAAGGAGUUUUCUUUCAAAGAAACUGGGUAA